GUCUCAUCUCACCACCUCCAGCGCGUGGACCCCACAUCCGCCACGCGGGAAGCUGUGUGCUCCAAUCUCGGGCCGAGCCUGCGCCGCAAGGCAGCGCGGAGGCCUCGCCCUGCAACACCACGGCAGCCUCGUUCGUACCUUUUCCGAAGAGCCCCACACAAAGCUCCACGGGGCCCCGGCUUGCAGAUUUCCUGGCGCCGAGCUUCAGCAGCUCCCUGGACCGUGGGCUAAGGCCGAAGACCAUUUCGGGACCCGGGAGGCCCUGCAGUGCCGGGCCACGGCUCAGCGCCGAACGGCGCCGAAACAGCGAGCAAAACCCGGGCACCUUGGCCAUCAAGUGGCUGACUUGGGAAGGUCUGGGGAAAGAAGGGGCCAGCGAGGCGCCCCAUGUUCCCCGACCCACAGCUGCAAAGAAGGAAAGUGGGGAGACGAAGGAGCUCAAGGUGGAGAGCAGGGAGCCCGAGGAGUCCGUGGGCUGGAGCUGCGAGCCUGAGAAGUUGGCUUUGUCCACCCUUCGGUCCUGGACCACCGCCGUAGCAGCCACGGCGGCCGACUUGGAGUGCUCCUUGUCACCGAGGAAAGAUCCGGAUCUCCGGCCCUACAACAGCCAGUGCUCCUUGGCUUUGAGACCGAAGCGUCCUGCAAAGCCCUGCUAA
Messenger RNA from Symbiodinium necroappetens, 656 nucleotides. The record is from the annotation of a GenBank genome assembly. NCBI's taxonomy places the organism in Eukaryota, Dinophyceae, Suessiales, Symbiodiniaceae.